UUUCAGGAUGCUGCCGACAAGUUCAAAUAAUGAGGAAAAUAGGAAACCAGAAAACUCAUUUCCUCCCACUCACUUUGACACUUGGGAACGACUGAGUGAUUACCAAAAACCUAGCUCAAGUACAACGGAUGAUGCUUAUGGAAAGCCAGUUGCAAAGAUAUCCCCAACAGCAUCUAUUGAUGAAAGGGAAACUGGUAUCAUCGGCUCAACACUGAGACAAGAUUCAACGGAUUCAGAUUCAACGGGCUCUAGCAAUAUGAACCCAUAUGAUAGACUUGAUAAAGAAGUGAUUAGUAAAAAGAAUGCGCACACAAAUUCAUAUCGGAAUGACGUUGAUGAACUCGAAGGAUCCCUGAGAACGUUAGGACUACAGAAGGUCAAUGCGCCGACAAUUUCUUCCUUCUCCGCUUGGAAAUCACAAUCUUCGGCUCUUCCUGCCCCCAGCUCAUCUGAAACGAGUAAAAUUGUGAAAGCAGAAAUUAAAGCUCCACAACAGCCUAUGUCACUGAACCCGAAUUAUUUCGAUGUCAUGCGAGAGAUGGAGAAGAGUAUGAAUAUAUUCACAAAACUGUUCAGAGGAAGCCAAAUUCGCAACAAGAAUGAUCUACCAUCAGGACGACAUCUUGUCAACUACAGGCAAAAUCACGCGUUCGACUUUGCAGCCAUGUCACAUAUUUGGAAAGAAAACAAGAUGGAGAACCUUCCAAAGUUACCACAUCGAGCCAAUCUUGUGAUGACACUUCCAAGUUCUCGUGUACGUAACUCGAAGAUUUGUGCAUUCUAUCGAGUAUUGGAGAAAAAGGAGGACAAGUACAUUUUGGUGGCUUGUCAUGUGAAUAUACAUGGAUUUCAUAGAGGAGAUCUUCGAUUCGUGGAAGUCAAUAAUAGAACUGUGUUGAAGGGAUUUGAGCGAUCAAGUGUCAUUGGACACCUCUUCCUUGGAGAUAUUCUUACGGUUACUGAACUCACCAGAUGUAAUGAAACAGUUUCGAACGUCGCCAGUUCAGUUGAGGAUGCUUCUCCAGAUGCUCCAUGUCAGUGGAUGGCAAGCAAAGUUGUCCUCUUUCCUCGCCAUGAGCCCGUAAAUGUUCAAUUCAAAUUCACCUGCAAUGGUAUGGCUUCUGUAGUUUCGACGAAUGAGCCAAUGAGUGUUAUUCUGAACAAUUUGACGGAAGCAAAGACUAAUGUAGAAUAUACGGGAAUUGCAUUCAAGUCUGCAAGUUAUACAGUUCAUACGGAGGAUUAUACUAAAAAGUGGUACGAGAGAAUCCAAGAAGAAAUAUCAAACAUCAUGAUAUAUCCAAAAGCGCUCAGUACAAUUUAUCAGUAUGAAGAGUACACACCAAACUUUGUUGUUGAAAAGCAAGAGCAAGAGGAACAUCCUUACCAGCAAGACCUCGAAGACCUUGACCUAUAUCGACAGCAUGAGAUGCAAACAAACGUUUUUACAAAGUUUUUCGAUAUUGGAAAAAGCGAAAAGAGGAAGUUUGGGCCUGGAAAAAGUAUUUCUAAUUGUCGGCACUCGGAUGCUAUUGAUUUCGCAGCCAUGUCAUAUAUCUGGAAGAAUAUUCGUCAACAGCAUCUCCCGAAACUGCCAAAGCUACCAAACAUGGUGUUACCACUUCCAACCUCUAUGCCAUUAGACUCAGAAAUUUGUGCAUUUUAUCGUGUUUUGGUCGAGAACAAGUCCAAGUAUAUAUUGAUUGCCUGUCAUAUGAAUGUACAUGGAUAUCAUCGAGGAGAUCUUCGAUUUUUGGAAAUCAACGAAAGCACCAAAUUAUAUGGAUUUGAAGGAAGAAGUGUCAUUGGUCAACUUUUCCUUGGAGAUAUUGUUGCGGUAACUGAGCUUGCAAGAUGUAAUGGUCACGGAUCUGAUGCCUUCAAGAUUCCUUUCGACGUUUCUAUGUCAUCACAAAACACAUGUACCUGGAUGGCAAGCAAAAUUACUCUUCCCUCAAGACCUCCACCGGCAUCAGUUUUGUUUUCUUUUAUGAAAAAUCGGAUGGCAGUGGUGAAAGGAUGUGAUGAGCCGAUGAAUGUGGAGGUGAAAAGCAUUCAGAACGUUGAGCCGGAUCUUAUCUACAAAGGAACUGCGUUCAAACCUGAGAAACCCGAACUUAACUUCACAGAAGGUUUCAUUAAAAAGAAGAGGCAUCAAAUUGGUUCAAUCACUUUGAGAAUUGCCAGUUAUCCGAAUUCAUUCGGAACGAUUUAUAACUUUCAAGAAUCUGAUAUUGACAAUGAACACUACAAAAUUGGAAUCAAUGCAUUUUCGGAAGAGAAGUUCACAGAAAUUUCUCUUGAUGAGAGGGAAAAAAUUGUCGAGACUUGCUCACUGAUGGGAUUCAGCGCUGCUAAUACGAUUUUCAACGGAAGAUUCGAUUGUCGAGCUUUUAAAAUGGAAGAAAUCAAGAAAAAUGGUAUGACCGUAAUGUUCUGCAUUGAAAAUCCAACCAGUCAACCAACACUUGGCCUCUGGUGUGCGGGAAAUCGAAUUGUGAUCGGAGGACCGAAUGGUGAUGUGAAUGGUGCUAUUGAAACAGUCAUUGAUGAUCCGGAUAUUGGUUACUUAAGAAUCGCAGCUAGAUUAUCAAGAGAUAUCCCGAAGAAGUUCAGUUUUAAAGGCGACGGAGAGUUUUUCGUUUCACAGAGGGAAGUAUUUGAGAACGAAAUUCUCGAUGAUGGAUACUUCAAAACAUUAGAUCCAGGAUGUAAUGGAAGAAGAAUAAUCGAGACAUUGUACGGAGGAAAGCCAUUGGAACGAGUUGUUGUAGACAAACGCGAUUCUUCAAUUGAACGGAUGAUGAGUCAGUUGUUUGGUGUAGGUUCGGGCAUCAGUGAACAUAAAACAUCAGGAAAAAAGUCCGAAGACACCCCAACUCAAUUCUACUUCCCAAGUACUCCAGAACCAUUGGCUCUCAACAAAUAUCAAUGUGAAUAUGUUCAAAUGCUUCUUGAUGGUAACCCUUUGAUCAUUGGAUCUUCUCCCUUCGGAUGUGGUAAAUCAAUGACAAUUAUCACUGCGGCUCUUGAAUUAUACAAGUUGAAAAAGAAUCGAAAGCAGCUACUAAUAACUCAGAGCAAUUAUGCAAGUGUUAACUUGAUUGAUAUUGCACAACGGGUUUGUCUGAGUGGAGAUGAUGAUUUGAAAGACUUGAAGUUUGUGCGUUUUGUGUCGGAAAAGAAUUGGAAUGAGCUACCAUCAAACUGCCGAACCGACUCUGAUAUGCCGUAUCUUAUGAAUAAACUGUUCAAAGACUGGGCAAUGGGAAGAAUUGAUCUGACGAAUUUGACAUGUUUAAAGACCCAUCAUUACGUUCAAAUGGUCUCCCACAUUAUAAAAAAUGAUCUGGUCAAUCCGAUGCUCUUUGGUGAUCACAUCGCACAAAUUUACGACAAACUCUCCGCAGAUUUUUCCAGGGCUCCGCAUGCUCAGACGCUUGUGGAAGCAUUUUUCAUGAUCUAUAAGCCGGACUUGGUAAUGGUCACAGCAGACUCUGCAAAAGGUUUGCUGAAUAUUUUGCGAGAUGUCUGUGCUGUUCAAAUUGAUGAAGCAAGUCAACUGGCAGAAUGCACACUUUUGGGAUUGCUCAAAUCGUUCAACAAUGCAAGCUUUGGAUUGAUCGGAGACAUUCAUCAACUGCCACCAUAUUGUGAAGAAGGUUUGGAAGGAAAACUAAAAGAUUUUGGAAUUGGAAAUACUAUGGAACGAGCUAUUAAGGAGAAAAUGUUUCCGGUGUGCACCCUUCGAAACGUUUACCGAUGUCAUCCAAAGACUACUGAGCUGCUCAGUGAGCUAUUUUAUGAUGGUGCACUUGUUUCUGGAGUUAGUGAGCUUGCAAGAAGUGAUUUCAUGACAAAGAGAGAUGAUUUCUGGCCUAAUCCCAAGUUUCCCAUGAUGUUUGUGAACAAUACGGGUGCAUCUACAAAAAUGGGAACAUCUACGAGUAACUCAUCGGAGAAAUCAAUUGUUGGAGAAAUAGUACAAAAUCUUAUCAAUGAUCCUCGCAACCCAGUCAAUCCAAGUGACAUUGGAGUGAUCUCAUUCUACAGUGCUCAAACUUCGAUUCUCACUGAGCAUCUACGUGGAAGCGGUGUCAAGUGCGGUACGGUCGACGCGUUCCAAGGAUCUGAAAAGGAGAUCAUCAUCAUGUGCAGCACGAACGAACGGAUCUCGGACUUUAUGCAGCUAAGUAAUCGCUUGAACGUUGCAAUGUCCCGUGCGAAGCAGGUCACAAUCAUUAUUGGUCAUUUGGAUGGAUUGAGAAGAGCCAAUUAUUGGAGCACAAUUGUGAACAAAAUUGAGCAAAAUGGGAAUUUGGUUAAUGCAAAUGACUGGUAUCAAAAUCAACGAAGAAAUAAGGUAUCAUUGUCAUCGUAUCCACUAAUUUCAACAUCACGACAAUCGAAACAACAACGUGCCAAUGAAUAUAAUUCACAACACAAACACGUUAAAAGACAAAGUAACAAUGAUUACGGUAGCCAACGGAGCGUGACUAACUCAUUGAAUCCAGAAUUUGUUGGGAAAUGGGAUGACGAGACGUAUGGAGAUUGGCCCACCAUCCAGAAAUCAACAUAAAUAUCCAAUUUUAGUCUUCUACUAGUUGUUUUUACCGUUUGUAUUCAUAUCAAAUUUUCAUGAUGAUCUUUUGUUUCCAUCUCCAAGCUUUCACUUUUUGGUUGUUUUAAUUUUUUUUUUCUGUUGAAAUUGAGUGUUUUUUUUCUGUUGAAAUUGAGUGUUCCAUUUUUAUAUGAAAUGGAUUUUGUCUGUCUUGGAAAUUCUUUUGAAGACAUUGAAUCACAGAAGAAUGUUUAAACAUUUUCAGAAAUUGUACGGAAAAAGUUGGGACCAAGAGAAUUAUGGUAAAAUAAAACUUGUAAUAUGUAUUACAAUUUAGAAAUAAAAAACUAUAAAUUU
Molecule: messenger RNA, 4918 nt
Organism: Caenorhabditis elegans
Lineage: Eukaryota; Metazoa; Nematoda; Chromadorea; Rhabditida; Rhabditidae
Gene: C05C10.2
Product: putative ATP-dependent helicase C05C10.2
Exons: 9
Coding region: 8-4579 (1523 amino acids)
Molecular function (GO): helicase activity
Source: RefSeq, marked reviewed